Molecule: messenger RNA, 603 nt
Organism: Spirometra erinaceieuropaei
Lineage: Eukaryota; Metazoa; Platyhelminthes; Cestoda; Diphyllobothriidea; Diphyllobothriidae
Source: the annotation of a GenBank genome assembly
AUGCCGGAAUUCAAGACCUUCCUAUAUGCCAAUCUGGGCUUAACUCAUACGGUGGCUCUGGAUGGUUUGUGCAGAGCAGCAGUAAUGAAGCGUGAAGGAAAGGGGAAAAAGCUUGACGUUCAGCCACACGAAUUUGCCUCCCUCUUGUCGGUCCUCCUCAGGGGGAGUUUCCUGGAGCGCGCCAUUCUUGCUUUUGUCAUUAUGGACAUCGACGGAGAUGACUCCCUCCGAGUCAAUGUAGAGUUCGCCGUUCUGCUGCAGAACAGCUUCGACUUCCGUAUUGCAGCCUCUAAUUAUGAAGUUGAUCCCACUGAACCCUAUCGGGACGCAAUUCAAGUUUUGGCUAAGAAAACGGGGGCUCUGAUGGACCGCGCCCUCACACUGCCUGCCUUCAUCAAGGUCUGCUCCCAAGAACCCUGGCUUGUAGAGGCCUUACUGUCGUGGCUGCCUUGCGAUCUCGAUAACUCCGCUUUCCAACGCCUCUUUUCGCAAAAUAGUCAGUUACCCAGUCUUGAAAUGCCACCUAAACUAUCAAAAAUUAAUCUUCGCAACGUGAUCGCAAGUCGCACACUGCGGAAGCUAACUUCAGGCUCCUUCCAGUAG